AUGAGCGCGCCGAUCAAUCCCAAGCCCUUCCUCGCGUCGCUCACGGGGAAGAAAGUCGCGGUGAAGCUCAAGUGGGGGAUGGAGUACCGCGGAUUCUUGGUGUCGACGGAUGCGUACAUGAAUCUGCAGCUCGCGUCGACGGAGGAGUACGUCGACGGCGAGCGCCAGGGCGCGCUGGGAGAGGUGCUGAUUCGAUGUAAUAACGUGAUGUAUCUCAAGGCGGCGGACGAGGAGGCGUGA
Ostreococcus lucimarinus CCE9901 is the source of this 240-nucleotide messenger RNA. RefSeq lists its product with no specific name. Bases 1 to 240 code for a protein of 79 amino acids. Gene Ontology annotation, cellular component: catalytic step 2 spliceosome; U1 snRNP. The record is from RefSeq and is a predicted model, not a curated record. Gene Ontology annotation, biological process: spliceosomal snRNP assembly; mRNA splicing, via spliceosome. The transcript has a single exon. Lineage: Eukaryota; Viridiplantae; Chlorophyta; Mamiellophyceae; Mamiellales; Bathycoccaceae. Gene Ontology annotation, molecular function: RNA binding.